CGUUGGUUAAUCUAUUGAAUAUUAAUAUUACAAAUUGUGCUUCAGUAUAUUUAUUCAGAUAUGUAUCAAACAGUACAUUGUAAAAAGUGAAACAAAUUUCGUGAGAACUCGACGCACUCGUGUUCUGGCUGUCGAACGUACGGACCUCUCGUGCAACAUCGCUGAAUAAAAUAAUAGUGAUAAUCAGACGAUUUUUCCUAUUAAUUUUACUUUAUUUGACUAUGGCAUCUUUAAAAGCAACAGAAAAAGAAAUAACAAUAAAAGCUCCGUGGGGAAAUAUAAAAGGUUUGACCUGGGGUGAUCCCACGAACCGACCAGUCUUACUGAGCCCUGGACGUAUCGUACCCUGUUCUGGUUUCCGCCCUCUUAUUCUCAAGUUACCAACAAAUUUUUUCUACGUCAGUAUUGAUUUACCAGGGAACGGGUAUUCCGAUCAUCUCCCUCCAGGAGUACGAUUCACAAUAUGGGAUUUAGUACCGACUUUAGAGAGAGUCGUUGAACAUUUUAAAUGGAAACAUUUUAUUUACAUUGCACAUUCGCUUGGAACAGCUAUAGGUAAAUAUUUCAAUAUGGCCUACCCGGGUAUGAUGAUGAAAGUGGUAGACCUGGAUCCAGUACCAGCGUAUCACACGGUCACUCCAGAAGAGAUACCGAUCUGGUACAAGGAUAUAUAUGGAAGUCAUUACCAGGAUAAGUCGUAUAAAAAACACACAAGUGGCAAGGAAACCGCACCGAAGUAUAGCUAUCAGCAGAUUAAACAAAUGAUAAUGAAAGCUCAACAAUUAUCUGAAGAGGCAGUGAAUCAUGUAUUAGAUAGAUACAUAGAACCAGUAGGGGAUGGAAUGUACAGAUUCACAUACGACCAACGCAUGAAAAGUACAUUCAAGUUACCGUUCCAACCUCAACAGUUAAAAGAAAUGUAUACUUCACUUAAAACACCAACACUCGCUAUAAUAUCUAAAGGUUCCAUAGACAUAGGGGCGUACAGCCGUGUACCCUUCGUGAUGGACGAGGACGCUUGGCCGCAUGGCAAUUACAGAUACAAAAUUGUUGACGGUGGACAUGACGUACACCUUGAAAACCCGGAUUGUAUGGCGGAUGACAUAUCAAAGUUUUUAUUGGAAGACAUUAAAGCUAAACUUUAAAUGUCUUAUAUCGAAUAAGUAAUAUAUAAGUCCGUCCAAUAUAUAUAAAAUAAAAUAAAUGGUUAAUUUGUCUAUGAAACGUAUUUUAAAAGUUACUUUUUAAAUAACGGUGGUCGUCACGAGACGCUCUGCAAAUUUGAAACAUCGAAACUUAUGUUUUUUAAGGAAUUUUUAACUAAAGAAAACCAAUUAAAAAAUAUUGAGUAAAAUAUACAAUAACGUUAUUUCGUUAAUAGAUAUGUAUAACUCAGUAAUAUAAUAUCUAAUUAUAAUAAUGUCCUCCAGACUGAUUUCGGCCAUGGCGGCCAAUCUCAAGAGAGAUUAGCCAACUGUGCAGGAUAUAUUUAGUGCACAAGUGUGUGCGCAAACACAGUUGCACUCUCUAUUCCCUAACUCUCAUAAUCCUAUGGGACGGCAAUCCGACACGACCGGAAACAGUUCAGGCGCAGAACCAACGGCUUUACAUGCUUUCCGAGGCACGGGAGUGUACACACUUCGAACUUCCAGACUCCGGGCUGGUACUGAGAAUUUUCUGACAGAAAAACUAAUAACUUUUUAAUGGCCCGAGCUGGGAGUUGAACCUAGGACCCCCGGGUCUGCGGCCUUACAUCAAGCCACUAGACCAACGAGGCAGUCAUAACACCCAAUACAAAAUAUACGUUAAUUGCUAUUAUAUACUUGAUCUUUCAUAUACAAAUAUGCUUAAGAUGGUAAUUUUAAUAAUUUAGAAUAUUUUGUACUUUCAUACUUGUAUACGCUAUUUAGAGGAAGUCUUAAUAAACACUGGUUUCGCUCUUUCUGUCAUUAUUGAUUUGACAUUCGAAGAAAGAGGACAAUAGAACACAAGAUACCUCCCGUCUUAGUUCCAAUGACAGAUGAGAUAUUGUUGAUGUAAGUGAUGGUUAAUUUAUCCUUAAGUGCCAAUGUUUAUGGGUUUUGUAUAGUUACCUACAGUUAGGAAUACUUUAAACCAUUAAAAAGUACUAAAUU
Molecule: messenger RNA, 2135 nt
Organism: Nymphalis io (European peacock)
Lineage: Eukaryota; Metazoa; Arthropoda; Insecta; Lepidoptera; Nymphalidae
Product: serine hydrolase-like protein
Exons: 7
Coding region: 222-1145 (307 amino acids)
Source: RefSeq, a predicted model, not a curated record